UAUAUAUAAAAUACCAUGACAGUUCAUUUGUUAUCAGAAUUAUUAGUGUUCAAAUUAUACAACAAUUUAAUUAAAAAAUGACAUUCCGCGCAAUUAUUUUUGUUGCUAUUGCAAUCGCUUCCUUGCAUCAAUUAGCCCAAGCUGCAAUUUUGAAAAAAGGGGACGGUCAGUUCGAACUUCGUCUUGGAAAUUGCAAUGAUGCUACAAUGGCUGACUUAGUAUUCCAAGACCACGUCCAUCUCACAAGAAUUCCCUUCGUUACUAGAAGUGCCGAAUCAUCAUGGCAUGGUAAUGAAAGAAUCAUCUGUAUUAUUGCAUUGAGUCAAAAAGAACAGUCCAAAGGAUCUACGGUUUCCAUCACCGCCGGAGGGAUCAAUCAACAUUUCGUCACGUUGAAAAUGAAAUCUGGAUCAAGUCAUGGCUUGGAAUACAACAUUCAGGUUUUCGGACGAAUGUGAAGAAUCGAACAUAUCAUCACCUACUACAUCAUUAUUACUACAAAUCCAGAUGCCAGAAAGCAUUUUGAAUGAGCUAAAUAUUGUACAAGGAGGUUUUGAAUAUUGAAAUACAUUCUGUUUCUACGUUAUUCUUUGCAGUGUCGCAACCAAUGAACCACUGAGUUAUAAUAAUAUAUAAACACUUAUAGAAUGUUUUUGGAUGUAUGAUAAAUUGAUAUUCGUCAUACAGGACGUAGUCAAAUUUCAAAAGCCUUCAAAAAUGUUGUAGAUUGAAUUCUCCAUGCGUGUUUUUCGUUAAAAGUCCACAAAUUUUUUAUGUUCUUUUUAUCGUAGAUCAAAAUUUCGAUCUUUUGAAUUCGUCG
Phaedon cochleariae (mustard beetle) is the source of this 820-nucleotide messenger RNA. NCBI's taxonomy places the organism in Eukaryota, Metazoa, Arthropoda, Insecta, Coleoptera, Chrysomelidae. The record is from the annotation of a GenBank genome assembly.